UUUUAAGAUGAGACUAUGACCGAAAUUAGUAACUUCGCCACUUCGUGCAAAAUGAUGUUGUUUGCAAACAUUAGAAGUGAACAGCAUCAUUAGAAACACAGUGACUUAAAAUGUGGAGCGGAAAUGCACGACCAAUAACUCUUCCUAAUUCCGGUAGGUCAAUGUAUUUAUUUGGACAGCAAAGCUGCUGGAUUCUAAGGAGACAUACGUCGAAAUAAAUGACUGGGCUGAAGACUUCCAAUCUUGAGCGGAUAUGGUGCGGUGAGGAGUUGGAGGAUGGCAGAGCCAGAUCGCAGCUCAACCGAUGGCACUCCUGAAAAUGAAGUAGAUUCAGGUACUCAGCCUGAAAGUGCACAUAGCAAUGAAGAUGGAUGUGAUCAAGAGAAUGAAGCAGAUCAGUCUGGAGGUCAAGGAAGCCCUGUAGCAUCAGGUGGCAAUGAAGGAGCUCUUAACACCAACUAUGACUCUAGUGAUGGAGCCAUUCCAAUACACAGGUGUGACCGUUGUGAUAACUAUGAAACACUUAGUCGCUCUGCAUUUUUAACUCAUUUGUCCAGCUGCUCUGUAAAUGAGGGUGAGUCAUCAGCAGCAGACAGGAGUCAUGACCGAAAAUUGUUUCAGUGUGAUGUGUGCAAUAUGAAGUUUUCUAAUGGUGCAAAUAUGAGACGGCAUAAAAUGAGACACACAGGAGUAAAGCCUUAUGAAUGUCGUGUCUGCCAAAAGAGAUUUUUCCGCAAGGACCACCUGGCAGAGCAUUUUACAACCCAUACAAAAACAUUACCUUAUCAUUGCCCCAUUUGCAACAGAGGUUUCCAGCGUCAGAUUGCAAUGCGAGCACAUUUUCAAAAUGAACAUGUUGGACAGCAUGACAUGAUCAAGUCCUGUCCACUCUGCAGUUAUCGAGCUGGCUCAAUGAAGAGUUUACGUGUUCAUUUCUUCAACAGGCAUGGUAUAGAUCUCGACAACCCAGGGCCAGGAACGGCAGGUGCUUCAUCUGUCAUGCCAGCUGGCCACUGCUCUCCUAUGGAGAUGACAUGUGGUGUUAGUGUGGCUGCUACUUACAGUGACAGCGGAGAUUCAGUUGGUGCCAGGUCCAUUGACAAUGCUACUCCACCAAUGCAUUUUCUGACACCACAUGUUGAGAUAUCAAUGGCCGAUGCACCAACUCCAUUUUCACCUAGCCAAUGUGAGCAGCCUUUGUCCCAGUCAGUCUCUGAAAGUCAAUCAUCAUCCCAGCAUCUUAAUGGAGACUGCCCAUGUCCUGGAUCACCACAUUCAGCAGACUCCAACUCCAAUGCACCAUCCAGUAGUCAUAAUGGAAAAGAUGCAGAAAGUGUGGCUGUGGCACCUUCCAUUUCACUUAUUCCCAUCAAGCAAGAGCCAGUGUCAGCUGCUGACCCUGGGCCAUUGCCUGUCAAUCUAAGCACAACAACACCUGAUGGGCAGGUGCACUUCCAGUCUGCAUCUUCAACUGGCAUUCCAAGUCUUGUAAAGGUAUCUCCACUUAAAUCACUAUUGCGAGAUGAUCUCAAGCGGAAAAUAACAGUAACAACAGCACGGCCAGGAAGCCAACCUCGCUAUAGUCGGCCUCUUGCACCUUCUCCACAUCCCGAGAGCACAGCUUCAUUGCCGUUUGGGCUUCGACAAGGGUCUGGGUUGGGAACAGUGAAUGGUACAAUUACAUCGACUGGUACAGAUCAACCACCAGACUCUGCAGCAUCAACAGUAUGGCGCCCAGCACCUCUUCGGCGUGGCACGGGAAUUGGCACUCCGUCAUCAGCCCUUCAGUGUGUAUUUUGUGGCAUUGCUUUUCCUGAUCAGACAUUAUAUUUCCUUCAUAAAGGCUGUCAUUCUGACAGCAAUCCAUGGAAAUGUAAUAUCUGUGGAGAACAGUGUUCAAAUGUUUAUGAAUUUAAUUCUCAUUUACUCAGUAAGACACAUCAAUGAGGUCAACCACAUAUGUACCCGAUACAUAGAGAGUGGCAUAUUUUGUCUUGUUGUUAAUGUGAAAGUUAUAGUUGUCAUGGAUUUUACUUGAAUCAUACAUUUGCUCCUCAUACUCUGAAGUCCUGCUGUGGGCAAACAUUGAGUCUUAAUAAAUGACGAAUAUGGUAUUGUAAUGACUGAGUGUCAGGAUGAUUGAAUAUUCCACAUCUUUUACCGUCCAUAAACUUAUCAUUCUUUAUAAAAUGAAUUUCCCUACCCCCUCCCCAAUAAUUCCUCCUCUCAAAAAUUCCUUUUCUGAUUACCAGUAAUUGCAAAGCCUUACUUCCUGCGGCUUUUUCAUCCACAAAUAAAUUUUUUAAUAAAAGUUUUAGGCUUAUACAUAUACAUCAGUUUAGUAUUUUGUAAUUUUCACUCAUGUUAUUCAGUUAGAUAACCAUUAAGCAAUGUUUAAUUCUUCAGCUCUUAAGCAAAUAUACUCUGUAUACUUCAUUACACUGAAGUUGUUGAUUGUCUGUAUAAAAAAAUGUGCCACCCUCUACAGUACAUAUUCAUACCCACAGUUUAAUAUUAAAACUGUUGGUUGCCUUUUGGGAACACAGUGCAUUAUUGUUAAGGUUCAUUUAAUAAUUCAAUUGUAGUUCAUUUCCCACUUUAUUCAUCUGAGCUUAACAUUCCACAUAUAGUAGAAAUAUUUAUAGUGCAUUAUUUACAUAAAUGUAUAUUCUAUAUCUAUACAACCCUUUGCACAAUAAAGUUUAAUAUAUUACUCCUCAAUUGUAUUUAUAUGGCAAAUGUACAGUAAGGGUUUAAAAGAAAGUAUGUGGUUGUGACAAAAUGCAAGGCUAGUACACAUAUAUACAUAUAUAUUUCUAUAUUUGGGGAAUUUGAGAAGUACAAAGUCUUAUGUUACAAUUGAGGCUGUGCUGAACUAUUUAUAUUUAAGAAAUGUGAGUCAUUUAUUUGAAAAUACUAUGUUGUACCUUUUAUGUUUUUAAUAUUUAUUGAUUUAUUUAUUUAUUUAUUUAUUCGUGACACUCUGGGAGAUGCACCAAGUGUGGUAAUGCUAUUAAUUUUAUAAAACACAUUUUAUUUGUAGCAAAGCUACAAAGAAUUGCACAUUUAAGAAAUACAGGACCAUUUGGAAAUAUGUGCCUUUGAUUUUUUUUAAGAACAAGAGAUAGAAAUGAAGUGAAAUUACAUUUAAAUGUCAUGUGUUUUGUGACAACAUCCGUCCCCUUCAAAACAAGUCCAAAUAUUACGCUUCUUUGCUAUGAGCAAAGAUUACUAUGUAUUCUAUAUUCUACUUCACAGGAAACAUUCCUCUGCUUUGAAAAUGUAAUAAAAUAUAUUUGUUAUACUCUUAUACAUUCCAAGUAAUUAACUUGAUAAACUAUCAUAUCAUUUCUGAAUUUCCCUUGUGAACUUCUAUUAACAUUACUACUGCACACAGUUUUAUAGAAUUCUUAUAAUGUAGGGUACAGCUACUGAGUGUUGGAAAUGUCAUGGUUACUAUGCUGAAGUUAACGGCAACUUUUUGCUUUAGAUACAUCCAGUGAAAACUGUAGAGUACACUGUAAUGAGGGUAAUUAACUUCUGUCCAGUCAGAAUCAUUACUCAAUCAAGUGACAGUUGAAUUCCAUUAUUAUGUAUGCCUCGACCACUCUGAAACUGACGAAUUGUCAGAAAACUUUACUAAUUUCUGUUUAAUCUGUAUUGAAAAUUGUCAUUAUCAUUUAAUUAUUUUUGUCGUGUUCUACACUAAUACUGAUUUUUCAGUAGUUUCACUGUCUCUCAUGUCAUAUAUUAAAUGAAAAUUUGCAGUAAAAGGUCCCAUGAAAUACUUUUUUUGAAAGAACAAACUGCCAUUAGACUGUAUAGCACUGUAUUUUUCUUCUGUACUAUCUAGAUUUUGUCUUUUGUGCUGUUAUUGAGUACUAUACUAAAAAUUCAUGGAUGAGCAACAUGUCAUAUCCGGUAAAGUCAGUCCACAACAGGCAAACAAGACUAGGCUAGUAGUGUUUAUAUGCUUUGGAUUGGCUUUACCAGGUAUGAUAUGUUAGUGGUCUAAGAACUUUUAGUAUUGUACUCAGUAAUGCAAAAGAAGUCAAGCUCUAGAAAGUAAAGAAGAAAAAUACAGUGCUAUACAGUCAAAUGGCGGUUUAUUCCUUCCAAAAAUACUGCAUGACUGUGGCUCAGCACCAUCAAAAACAUUUUAUCCAUGAAAUGAUUGAGUUUGGUCCCUGUAUUACUCAUGUCCUCUUUCCAUAUAAAAUAGAUAGUGGGAUAAAUGUCUGUGCUCCAUUAUUCCACUUUCAGUAUAAUAAAUAUAAAAAACCAAAUUUCAUGGCCAUUUGGAGUGUGCUGCUGUGUACCUUAUAGUGAAUAUAUGAAAGAAAGUUAUUUUCAUAAGCCAUAAAGCUAAUGUUAAAAUAUAAUAUUUGUUGUUAAAUUCUUAAAAUUACUCUUACUUGUAACCAGAUGGAAGAAACAGGUGCACAUAUGAUCUUACCCUAAGUGAAAUUACCUAGUGCCUGCUAGAGUAUGCUUUUACAUGACUUCAGAUGUAGCCCAAUGGCUACAAGUGGCUCUUCUAAAUCAUAUUUUUGACCUAAAAAUAAUUUAGAACCAAAUUUCCAUUUCACAGAAUUUUUUUAGCAGAAACCAUGUAUCUUUCCUCUUAUAACAAUACAACUUGUAGUGUAAGAGCAGGUUGACUACAGGGGGCCAUGAAUGUGAUAGUGAUCAUAACAGUUGUGAUUAUAAUUGUAUUCUCUAGUGAGUUCUGUAGAGCUACUGUGCUCUUGUUCGUCCCUGAACUGUUCGGUCCAGUUAAUUUGUGUGUUAGAAUUAACUGGGUAUCUAGUAGUGGGCAUUGGAUGCUUUUUAAAUCUGUUAUUGAUUAAUAUUCUUUAUAGUUGACUGCUUAAUCCCUCUCACCUCCCUCCCUC
Molecule: messenger RNA, 4895 nt
Organism: Schistocerca gregaria
Lineage: Eukaryota; Metazoa; Arthropoda; Insecta; Orthoptera; Acrididae
Product: zinc finger protein Pegasus-like
Exons: 5
Coding region: 277-1947 (556 amino acids)
Biological process (GO): regulation of transcription by RNA polymerase II
Molecular function (GO): RNA polymerase II cis-regulatory region sequence-specific DNA binding; DNA-binding transcription factor activity
Source: RefSeq, a predicted model, not a curated record